Messenger RNA from Brassica oleracea var. oleracea, 1106 nucleotides. RefSeq names its product glyceraldehyde-3-phosphate dehydrogenase GAPA1, chloroplastic. NCBI's taxonomy places the organism in Eukaryota, Viridiplantae, Streptophyta, Magnoliopsida, Brassicales, Brassicaceae. The record is from RefSeq and is a predicted model, not a curated record. Gene Ontology annotation, molecular function: glyceraldehyde-3-phosphate dehydrogenase (NAD+) (phosphorylating) activity; NAD binding. Bases 164 to 874 code for a protein of 236 amino acids. Gene Ontology annotation, cellular component: apoplast; chloroplast. The transcript has 4 exons. Gene Ontology annotation, biological process: glucose metabolic process.
CCACAACCAUACAAAUGAGUAACAAAAAGCUAUCCAAAAUCUAAUCUUCUUUUCCUCCGACUCAUCAUCAUCAUUUCCUUUUACUAUAUUACCACCUCUCUCCUACACAUCUUCCUUCUUUCAUCUGCUAUUACAACCUUGACUUUGAUCCUGUCUUGUCACCAUGGCUUCAGCUACUUUCUCUGUCCCCAAACCAUCUCUUCAGGGUUUCACUGACUUCUCAGGAUUGAGAAGCUCCUCUGCAUCACUUCCCUUUGGCAAGAAACUUUCUUCCGAUGAGUUUGUUUCCGCUGUCUCUUUCCAGAACUCUGCAAUGGGAAGCAGUAGUGGAUAUAGAAAAGGUGUGACCGAGGCUAAACUUAAGGUGGCUAUCAAUGGAUUCGGUAGGAUCGGGAGGAACUUCUUGAGAUGCUGGCAUGGCCGUAAGGACUCUCCUUUUGAUAUCAUUGCCAUUAACGACACCGGCGGUGUCAAGCAGGCUUCUCAUCUCCUUAAAUACGACUCUACUCUCGGAAUCUUCGACGCUGACGUGAAACCUUCCGGAGACGCUGCACUCUCAGUAGAUGGAAAGAUCAUCAAGGUUGUAUCUAACCGCAACCCGUCUCUUCUCCCCUGGAAGGAGUUAGGAAUCGAUAUUGUCAUUGAAGGAACAGGAGUGUUUGUGGAUAGAGAAGGUGCAGGAAAACACCGAACGUGUCAGUGGUUGAUCUCGUUGUACAGGUCACCAAGAAGACUUUCGCUGAGGAGGUCAACGCUGCUUUCAGAGAAUCUGCAGAGAAAGAGCUUAAAGGUAUCCUUGAAGUCUGCGAUGAGCCGCUUGUGUCCGUUGAUUUCAGAUGCUCAGAUGUGUCGUCCACCAUUGAUUCUUCGCUAACUAUGGUGAUGGGAGAUGAUAUGGUUAAGGUGAUUGCUUGGUAUGAUAAUGAAUGGGGUUACUCGCAGAGAGUUGUUGAUUUGGCUGACAUUGUUGCCAACAACUGGAAGUGAUUUGAAUGUUUUAUUACAGGUUUCAAACAAUAAUAGUAAUAAUAAUAUACAGAGAUGUAAUGUUGUUAUACAUUUUUGGGUUUUUUUUUUUUGCAAGAAUACACAAUCGUGCAAUGGUC